This is a messenger RNA of Colletotrichum graminicola M1.001, 4191 nucleotides long. Its product is annotated as calcium-translocating P-type ATPase. The record is from RefSeq and is a predicted model, not a curated record. The transcript is spliced from 3 exons. NCBI's taxonomy places the organism in Eukaryota, Fungi, Ascomycota, Sordariomycetes, Glomerellales, Glomerellaceae. The coding region runs from base 1 to 4191 and encodes 1396 amino acids. Gene Ontology annotation, molecular function: P-type calcium transporter activity; ATP hydrolysis activity; ATP binding. Gene Ontology annotation, cellular component: membrane; intracellular membrane-bounded organelle. Gene Ontology annotation, biological process: calcium ion transmembrane transport; intracellular calcium ion homeostasis.
AUGGAUCCCAAUUCCGCCUCUCGGGAUGACCCUGCGCCGCCACGGAGGAAUCGAGCUCCGACAAUCACCAUAGAUCCCUCUGCCACCGGCGUUGAUAACACGGAUGCCGCACCAGCCAUGGCACAGGAUCCCCCGAAUGAAGCGUCCGUCUCACCCAUCCUCACCCAGGAUGAAGGAGCCAGCCCGACGAUCGUACCCGAAGGCGCUGCCGCCCCGUGGUCGCGGCCCCAGGAGAAGCCCCCAAAGCCGAAGCUUCGCGCCGACACGUCCUUUGAGAUCAAGGACAGCAGCAGACCCCAGAGCCCGCACAACGUAUCAAGUCCAGUUGCGACCUUGAGAGGAAAUGACCGCGCUUUCCUUGCCGUGCCCAGCAACUUGCGCUCCCGACAGAACUCGAUCGACUCCGACGACAUGUCCUCCCAGGGCGAGACUAUCGCCGUCUUGAGCCAGUCGACUGAGAAGACCAUGAAGCCCAGUCCCAUGUCCAACGACAGGAUUAUGAACGACGAGACCGCUCUGCAACCCGACAAGGGUAGCGAGGGCGACUUUGAGGUGGAAAACAACCCAUUCGCCUUCACCCCCGGCCAGCUCAACAAGAUGUUCAACCCAAAAAGUCUUGCUGCGUACUAUGCGCUUGGAGGCUUGACUGGUAUCGAAAAGGGUCUCCGGACUGAUCGCAAGGCCGGUUUGAGCUUGGACGAGGUGCAUCUUGACGGACAAGUCUCGUUCAGCGAGGCCAAGAGCCACACCCGCUCUUCUGGUGCUCUCAAAGAGAGCCAAAUACCGGCGACGCCCCCGAGGCAGAACACUGAUCAUAAGAGCAAGCACGGCGAUGGUGGCUUCUCUGACAGGAAGCGCGUUUUUCGAGAUAACCGGAUCCCCGAGAAGAAGGGCAAGACUCUCCUGGAACUCAUGUGGAUCACCUACCAAGAUAAGGUCCUCAUGCUCUUGACCGCUGCUGCAGUUGUUUCGUUGGCCAUCGGCAUCUACCAAACAGUGGGCUUGCCGCACGCACCCGACGAGCCAAGGGUUGAGUGGGUUGAGGGUGUUGCUAUCGUUGUCGCCAUCGCCAUCGUCGUCAUCGUGGGCUCCCUCAACGACUACAGCAAGGAAAGGCAAUUUGCCAAACUGAACAAGAGGAAGAAGGACCGUAAUGUCAAGGUUGUACGCUCGGGCAAGACCAUUGAACUUUCUGUCCAUGAUCUCUUGGCUGGCGAUGUCAUUCAUCUCGAACCGGGUGAUCUCGUCCCCGUCGACGGAAUUCUCAUCGAGGGCUUCAACGUCAAGUGUGACGAGUCUCAGGCUACCGGGGAGUCGGAUAUCAUCAAGAAGCGGAACGGCGAGGAGGUUUUCAACGCCAUCCAGAACGGUGACGAUCCUAAAAAGCUCGACCCCUUCAUCCAGUCCGGUGCUAGAAUCAUGGAGGGCGUCGGCACUUUCAUGGUCACCUCAACCGGUAUUCACUCAUCUUUCGGAAAGACUCUUAUGGCUCUGGAUGAGGAUCCCGAGGUUACACCGCUGCAGUCGAAGCUCAACACCAUUGCCGAAUACAUCGCCAAACUCGGAGGUGCUGCAGGUCUCUUGCUCUUUGUCGUCUUGUUCAUCGAAUUCCUGGUCAAGCUUCCGAAGCAGCCGGCCUCCGUCACUCCGGCCCAGAAGGGGCAGGACUUUAUCAACAUCGUUAUCACCGUUGUCACCAUUAUUGUCGUGGCAGUGCCGGAAGGCCUUCCUCUCGCUGUCACACUGGCCCUGUCCUUCGCCACGAGACGCAUGCUGAGGGACCAAAACCUCGUCAGACACCUGAAGGCUUGCGAGGUCAUGGGCAACGCCAACACCAUUUGCUCGGACAAGACGGGAACCCUGACGCAAAACAAGAUGCAGGUCGUUGCCGGCACAAUCGGCACCACUCAUCGUUUUGGUGGGCAGCGACCUUCCAGCUCUGACGGCGAUGCCAACGCCGCGCUGGACGGCGCUGCUGACAUCUCAAUCGCCGAAUUCGCCAAGAUGCUCAGCGCGCCGGUCAAGGAGAUUCUCGUCAAGUCCAUCUCGCUCAACUCGACGGCGUUCGAGGGUGAGGUCGAUGGUGAGAAGACAUACGUUGGAUCGAAGACCGAGACGGCCCUGCUCCUGUUGGCUCGUGACUACCUCGGCAUGCACCCCGUCGCCGAGGAACGCGAGAACGCCAAGAUCCUCCAACUUAUCCCUUUCGAUUCUGGCCGCAAAUGUAUGGGCAUCGUCGUUCAACUUCCGGAUGGCCGCGCAAGAGUCUAUGUCAAGGGUGCUUCCGAGAUUGUUCUCGGAAAGUGCACCGAGAUCUUCCGGGACCCGUCCCAGGACGCUACGCUCACGGAAAUGACCGAGGCCAACUUCCAGACGAUAAAUACUCUCAUCAACACGUACGCUUCUCGGUCGCUCCGAACCAUCGGCCUUGCCUACAGGGACUUCGAGCAGUGGCCCCCUCGCAACGCCCGCCGCGUUGAUGGAGGCGAGAACGUUGAUUUCGAUUUUAUGUUCCGGACUAUGGUCUUUGUCGGCAUGGUCGGUAUCCAGGACCCCUUGCGCGAGGGAGUUCCCGAGGCCGUCAGGCUUUGCCAGAAGGCGGGUGUCAUGGUUCGCAUGGUUACCGGAGACAACAAACUCACAGCCGAGGCCAUCGCUAAGGAAUGCGGUAUCCUGCAGCCCAACGGUCUCGUCAUGGAAGGCCCCGAAUUCCGUAACUUGACCAAGUCGGAGCAAGAAGCCAUCAUCCCACGGCUUUGCGUUCUUGCUCGCUCUAGCCCCGAGGACAAGCGUAUUUUGGUGAAGCGCCUCAAGGCCCUAGGUGACAUUGUUGCUGUAACCGGAGACGGAACCAAUGAUGCUCCCGCGCUCAAGACGGCCGACGUCGGCUUCUCCAUGGGUAUUGCUGGCACCGAGGUUGCCAAGGAAGCAUCUUCUAUCAUUCUCAUGGACGACAACUUCAACUCCAUUGUCAAAGCCUUGAAGUGGGGUCGUGCCGUCAACGAUGCCGUCAAACGUUUUCUCCAGUUCCAGCUCACCGUCAACAUCACUGCUGUCAUUCUCACCUUCGUUACUGCGGUCAGCAGCACUUCAGUGCUGACUGCGGUGCAACUGCUCUGGGUCAAUUUGAUCAUGGACACUCUGGCUGCCCUCGCCCUCGCCACCGACCCCCCUCAAGACAGUGUCCUCGACAGGAAGCCCGAGAGGCGUGACGCGUCAAUCAUCACUACUACCAUGUGGAAGAUGAUUCUCGGGCAGGCGGUUUACCAACUUGCGAUUACCUUCAUGCUUUUUUACGGAAAGGAUGCGAUUGUCCCUGGCCCCCAGCAUGUCCCUGAUGACCAGAUCGCCACGUUGGUCUUUAACACCUUCGUAUGGAUGCAGAUCUUUAACCAGUGGAACAACCGUCGCUUGGACAACAACUUCAAUAUUUUCGAAGGACUAACAAAGAACUAUUUCUUCAUUGGAAUUAGUGCCAUCAUGAUCGGAGGACAGGUUCUCAUUGUCUUCGUUGGCGGUGCGGCCUUCCAGAUCGCUUCCGAGGGCCAGACCGGCACGCAAUGGGCCCUAGCCAUCAUUCUGGGACUCAUCUCAAUUCCGUUUGGUGUCAUCAUUCGACUCGUUCCCGACACUCUCAUCGAGCGCCUUGUUCCCGACUACCUCAAGCGCCGUGCCAAGAACAGUGUCCCUGGUCUUACUGUGUCGGACGAGGAGCAAUUCGAAAUGUACCCGGCGCCACUUUCGGAUGUCCGCAAUGAGCUGGCGUUCAUUAAGAGGAUGAAGGGAGGACGCUUGAACAACCUCAAGUUUGCGGUACAACACCCCCGCGAAACAUUCUCACGCUCGCGCAGCCCGUCACACUCGCGCAGCAACUCCAUCAAGACGCCAACGACGCCUACACGAGAGGACAGUUUCGGCUCAAUGGCUGCCGCGACACCCAACUCUCGCAAGCGCUCCUACAGCUCGCGCAGUCGGUCCAACUCGGCCCUCGGCGCCCCGACUGUCAUGGCAGGUAUUGUGGCUGCCGGUAUCGCAGCCAACUGGUCACCGGCGGACCGCAGACGUCGUGACAGCGACGACUUUGACGGCAACGCCAGGAGAGAAGUCUCCCGAGAGAAUUCGAUUCGCGAAGAACCUCGUGAGUCGAUUGCGGACGAAAAAGGAGGGGACGGAAAAGUGGCGCGCGAAUGA